UCGUGAAGUCUGUAACGACAGCGGUGGUUGACCCUUGACCCAGUAUAAAGUGAAUAUCUUUUCCGAGUUUCGACAACACGCCAAACACGGUACUUAUAUACUUUUUGUAGGUACAUAGGUAGUUACAUACGCAUACCAUCAGCUCAGCGGUCUUGAAUGCCUUGAUCGACUCUGGUACGACCUUAGCCCAGCAGAGUUCGGUCAGCUCGGCGCGUCGGCUACCUUGCAGUGUGGAGUAUAUAUGUGGUGGAAGCUUGCAUUUGCAACGCAGUAACAGGCAGUAAGCAAAACACCGUGAAGAGACUACUAGGUUGAGUAUAAGAUAUACUGCUUAUCAAGCGCGUCGUCGUCUACUGCAGGAACAAAUCAUAUCAGCAGAUCCGAGCACAUUUCUGCUUUACAUCGCAAAUCAGUACCAGCACACUCUCCAAACUGCUCAAGACUUAUCAAGUCCACUGUUUGUCUACGUCAAUAUCUGCAAAGCAUAAAAACACAGCUCAAAAAUGUCAGACUGGGAUACUGCUCCGACAAUUAUUCGCAAGAGACCGCCCAAGGCUGGCACAUUGAAGUCCGAACAGGCAGUGAACCAAGCUCGCCGGCAAGGAGUAACUGUGGAGACUCAAGCCAAAUGGGGAGGUGGAGCCAACAAGCAACAUGUUACCACAAAAAAUACAGCCAAAUUGGACCGUGAGACUGAAGAAUUGAAACAUGAAAAAAUUCCCCUUGAUCUUGGCAAAACAAUUCAACAAGGAAGACAGGCGAAAGGGUUUUCUCAGAAAGAUCUAGCCACAAAAAUUAAUGAAAAAACACAGGUGAUUACCGAUUAUGAAGCCGGCAGAGGUAUUCCCAACAACUUGGUGCUUGGCAAAAUUGAAAAAGUACUUGGAAUUAAAUUAAGAGGCAAGGAUCGUGGCAAGCCAGUGCCAGUAAUAACUGCAAAAAAAUAAAAUCGGAUACACAUUUUGCUAAAGGGUGAAACUCUAAGCGAAUAUGAGGGUGAAAAACCCUUUGGCAAAAAAAACAUAGUGGUUUUGAAAACCCAGACCGCGGAAUAAAGUUUAAAAAUAUAAAUGGGUCUUUCUAUUCCUUCGAUUGUUUAUACACAAAACGGUUACACUUCAGAAAUAGUAAUCCAUCUAUUCAAUCUUUGUUUUUUUUUUUGUUGUUUUGAUAAGCAUAAAGUAUAUUACAAUAUUAUGUUUGUAUAUUUCUGAAAAUUUAAAGAGUAAGAUAUAGUAAAUAUGAAUAAUUCAUUGUCAAGUGUUAGUUAUCCAUGAGUAGAAUGUAAAAAUUUUGCGUUUUGCAUACACACUUAAACACAUGGUUGACUGAUUAAUGCUUUUGAUUAGUGAAGAUCAUUUUUAUUUAUAAAAACUAUGCAUAAUAAAAAAAAAUGAAUAAAUUAAGUUACUUAAAAUG
Molecule: messenger RNA, 1419 nt
Organism: Copidosoma floridanum
Lineage: Eukaryota; Metazoa; Arthropoda; Insecta; Hymenoptera; Encyrtidae
Gene: mbf1
Product: multiprotein bridging factor 1
Cellular component (GO): nucleus
Molecular function (GO): DNA binding
Source: RefSeq, a predicted model, not a curated record